Molecule: messenger RNA, 3237 nt
Organism: Oncorhynchus keta (chum salmon)
Lineage: Eukaryota; Metazoa; Chordata; Actinopteri; Salmoniformes; Salmonidae
Product: proline-rich protein PRCC-like
Exons: 7
Coding region: 578-1831 (417 amino acids)
Cellular component (GO): nucleus
Source: RefSeq, a predicted model, not a curated record
UUUGCGUCGAAGCUGCGCAAUUAGUAGCAGCUUGAACACUUCUGUUUUGCACGCAUCCAUCCAUGGUAUUAGAGACCCCAAAAAGGAUAAGCAAGCGAUUGCUGUUAUUGGAUGGAACGAGCUAUUUUGGUGGAGGAAAGAAACCAUGGGUAUUGACUGCAUAAUAUUCCGUGUAACGUUAAACUAGAACUGGCUUAACAUUCACAUUAAAGGUAUGUUAAGCACCUGCCGAGGCCUUGUUUGCUUCGAGUCUAGUCAGUAAUCGGCCUGUUUGGAACAUUAUUAACUUACUCUGCAGAGGCUCGACUUGAGCCGCAGGAUUUAGCCUCUAGCGAGUCAAUUGUUUACAAUUUGAAAAUUAGCUCUAAAGUUUGUCAUAAAUGUAAAUUGUUGUCCACAAUUUAUUGGUUGUUCUCAUGAAGUAAGCCUCGGAUACGUGUACGGCCAAACAAUUUUAGCUAGCGAACGUUAGCUAUCGUAAACUUGGCAGGUGUUGGUCGGUGGGUGCAGCUAGCUAGUUAGGCCAUAUCAGUAUUUACCCGCUACUUAUGCCAAAGCUGCUCCAGAAACAUCAACAAUGUCUUUGGUAGCGUAUGCUAGCAGUGAUGACAGUGAUUCAGACGAAACGUCUAACGUUAGUUCCAUCGUCCCGGGUAGCAAACGUGGGGGUCUUUUCGCACGCCUCCCUGACCCCAAAAGAUCUGCCUCAGAGGCACUAGGAAACGUGCGACCAUGCAAAGGGACAACACACUUCUCUUCACGGAACACUGUGUCAAACGAUGGCGACGAGGACUCAGUUACCCGUUCUCAACCAUCCAAGGGAGGGUUGCCUUUCGACUUACCUAAACCGAAGAAGCGAACAGAGCCUGUCAAAAUCCCUAUACCUGAGAUAAAGAGAGGGGAUUCUGACUCUGAUGAAGAUGAACCAAGGAGAAAGAAAUCCCUGCCCCAGGGUCCUGGCACUGGCCUUUCCUCCCUCCUGCCUCAGCCAAAAAACAUGGUUGUGAAGGAGAUGCAGAGGGCCCUAGUGCCGCACACCCUCACCAAGCGGCCUGAGCCAAGGAAACCCACAAAGCCCUCCUUAGGGGCCUCCCAGGGCCACCUCAGCUCCAGUGCAUCCCCCUCCGCCAUCAAAGCAGCAGCUAAAUCGGCUGCCCUGCAGCUAGCGAGGCAAAUAGCUGCUGAGGAAAGUGACGAAGAACUUGCCCCCGAGAACUACUUCUCCCUGGAAGACAGCGCCAAGCCUCUCCCCGCUGUGGUCCCCAGCUUGAACCCGGAGCCUGUCCCCACCUCAGGCCUGCUACCUGCUCCUCCAGGCAUGCAGCGUGGUACAUUCCAGUCAGAUGCCCCUCUGGACUUUAGCGCAAACCAAGAGGGAGCUUGGGGAGGUCAACAGCUAGGGGUGUACCAGCAGCCCUCGGCAGAGCCUCAGGGUUACUACAACGAGGCUUACUACCAGGAUCCAGAGUCUGACCCAGCGUUGCCCGAGCCAGAGCAACCUAGUUCCUCCGCCCUGUUUGAUGACGAAGCGUUCAUGAGGCUGCAGGGGAAGAGGAACAGGGGCAAGGAAGAGGUGAAGUUCCUGGAGAUUAAGGGAGAUGACCAGCUGAGCGGCAACCAGCAGUGGAUGACCAAGAGCAUGACGGAAGAGAAGCAAGAGCGCAAAUCCUUCAGCAAGAAAAAGGGAGACCAACCCACAGGGCAACAGCGACGCAAGCACCAGAUCACAUACCUCAUCCACCAGGCAAAGGAGCGAGAGCUAGAGCUGAAGAACAACUGGGCUGACAACAAGCUGACUCGCCGGCAAACACAGGCCAAAUACGGCUUUUAAGAACCGUAACAGAAGGCUUGGUGGCAUGCAUAGCCCCCCUGGAGAUUUAGAGUAGUACAGUCCAGAAGAUGUUCUCAACAUGGGGCAGAUACCCUUGCCGUGGGGGAGGGGUUACACACCUCAUAGACCCAUCCUUGGAGAUGUUAGCACUGACUUUCCUUUUUGUCCCCCCUGUUUGUGGGCCUCCCUGGAUUUGAUACUUAAAACAUUGCUGAUAUAAAGUAGUUUUGGUGGUCUAUUUGAUAUUUGUUUGUUGGCUGCAUAGGAAAUCAAACUAAUCAGACUGCACACAUGCUUUCCUGGGAAAUUGUAUUUAAAUGCAAUUUUAUGUGCUGGUGGUGGUGGUAUUUCACCAGAUUACACAUUACUGAUAAUUGGUCGUUCCAGUCUGAGCAUAAGAGGAAUGUUUUCCUUGGUGGGACAGUGACCUGCUCUAAAAUUGUCAAUCCAACCACAAGCUUCCCCUAGUUUUUUUAAAUGUUAGGAAACACUUUUUUUCCUUGGUGGAAUUUCCCUGUUGUGGAGAUGUAUUCCAAACAGGUCAGGUUGAAGCAUCUCUUUACUGGAUUUUGGGGGAGAGUUAGUCUUUGAAAGGAGCCAGAAACUCCUGUCUGCCAAUAAACACAAUCAUAUACAGUGAUGACUUAUUGGUAUUAUAAUGAACUGUGCAAUUUGAAUAAAUACUGCCUGUUGCUCAGCCUGUGGAGAAUCUUGUAGGACGUUGCCUUCUCUUCAGAGGGAGCAUGGAUGUGAAAUUGGAUCCGUUUUGUAUUUUACCAUCCCGGCUAGCUAACCAGGUUCUCUUUUGCCAGACCAACAUUUAGUGAGGAUUUGGGAAUCCAUGCUUCUGAAGGGUGCUCUCUGCACAUUCUGCUGGUGUUAUAGCGUUAUAUGAUAGCAAUUCUGGAUCUAAAGACAGAUACUGUAUGUAUAAGAAAUAUGCUAUGGUACAUUCCUUGCUUACACUUACCCAAUCCUCUCAGAUCGUCACGGGUGUGAAUUAAGAGAAAUGCUGAAAACCCCCCCCCCAAAGAAAAUGCUGAAAACCAGCAUCUCGGUUCUACCUUUCGUGAUGAGCUGGCUCGUGUUUUGUAUAUUGACUCCUAUUAAGUAAAAGCAGAUAUCAUGUAACCAUGUUCACAACUUGGCAUUGGCAGGGACAAAGACUGGCGCUGCCAAAAGCACCCCAUUGGGGACAAUGCUAUAGACAGACUGCUAGAUUUCUAAAGGUGUUACGGCUAACUAUUUUAGGCACUCAGAUCUUAAAGGUCUGUGCUUUUGCCAAGAUAAUUAGGAGGCAUUUCAAUACUGUAUAUCUAUGUAAGAGGCAGGGGAAAUACCUUUUUGUUUUACCCUACACUGUUACAUGUUUUGUGCUGUUACAAUAAAUGUAUUUCAUUUCCUGA